CACCGAAGAGACUACCAAGGAUAGCAGUGUUGGUAUGGGGAGCACCGAAGACACUACCAAGGAUAGCAGUGUUGGUAUGGGGAGCACCGAAGAGACUACCAAGGAUAGCAGUGUUGGUAUGGGGAGCACCGAAGACACUACCAAGGAUAGCAGAGGUGUUAUGUUGAGCACUGUGGGGACUACCAAGGAAGGGGCUACUACAGUAUCCUGUUUCAAGGGCAACCUCAAGGCUCAUCUGUUAAUGGCCUUUAUAUUGGUUGGCGUGGUAGCUGGAUUUGGUCUUGGAUAUGGAAUACGAGCGCUGGAGCCUUCUGAUGACGCUCUGAUGUGGAUCGGCCUCCCUGGCGAGAUGUACAUGCGGAUGCUGCAGAUGAUGAUCCUGCCCCUAAUUAUAUGCAGCGUCAUCACAGGCACGGCAUCGGUCGACCCCAAGUGUAACGGACGUGUCAGUGUAGCAGCCCUCACCUACAUCAUGGUCACAAACACCUUCCCAUGUCUCCUCUAUGGCGCUUGCCUUCGCUAUAAAACCAGGCGAGGGGAUGAGCGCCACGAAGGGGAUGUUGUUGCUCAGACUGACCCCGAAAACAUCAUCGCCACACAAGACAUCUUUGCCGACCUGAUCAGGAACAUUGCACCAAGCAAUCUCAUCACAGCCUGCUUCCAGCAGGCUCAAACUAAAUAUGCGAUGAAAGAAGAAAUAACGAUUCGGAACGUGUCUGGCAUUCUGGAGAACAUUACAACCAUCACGAAAACCCGCGUCCCUGGAGCUAGCAACUCGCCCAAUGCACUCGGACUGGUGUUGUGCUGCAUGAUGUUCGGCAUCGCCAUCUCAGUCAUAGGGGAGGCAGCCAAACCAUUCUUCGUCUUCUUUGAGGCAGCUACCAUUGUCAUCUUUAAGAUUUUGAACUGGCUUAUAUGGUACACACCUAUUGGAGUCCUAAGUUUGAUAGCAGUUGCCAUAGCGCGGGCCGAUAACAUCCUGGACACGUUCCGAUCCCUUGGACUGUUCGCAUCCACGGUGGUCGUCGGUCUGCUUCUGUACCAGUUUAUUAUCCUGCCACUGGGGAUACUGGCCCUCACUAGACGGAACCCCUACAAGAUACAGAUGGAGUACAGCAGAGCCUGGAUGGUGACGUUCGCCGCGGCUUCAUCAGCGGUAGCUAUGCCUGAAGGUCUUCUCGCCCUUGCGAGGCUCCGCAUCGACAAGAGGGUGGCGCAGUUUGUCGUCCCCCUCGCCACCGCCACCAAUAGGGACGGCAGUACGAUGUUCAUGGCGGCGGCGUGCAUCUUCAUUUGUCAGAUAGAGGGCAUUGAAGUAGAUGGCAGCAAGAUCAUAACGAUAUGGAUUUUGACAGCGGCCCUAUCUUUGGCCAUUCCUGCCCUCCCCAGUUCCAGCAUCGUGUGUAUCAUCAUCAUUCUGUCGGCCCUCGGUAUACCUAUAGAACAGACUGGUCUGCUCUUUGCUAUGGACUGGUUCCUAGACCGCAUGCGUGGUGGUGUGAAUCAGAUCAGUAUCGGCUACUGUGCAGUUGUAGCAUACCACUUCUCUAAGUCCGUGCUGCCUAAAGAAGAAGACGAGGACCAGGAGGAGGACGACUUUGAGGUGUAGUCGACGGCAAAUGUAGUGUCGUUGGUGUGGGUGUCGGAAACGCAGUGACGUUGUUGUUA
Haliotis rubra (blacklip abalone) is the source of this 1668-nucleotide messenger RNA. RefSeq names its product excitatory amino acid transporter-like. NCBI's taxonomy places the organism in Eukaryota, Metazoa, Mollusca, Gastropoda, Lepetellida, Haliotidae. Gene Ontology annotation, molecular function: L-glutamate transmembrane transporter activity; neutral L-amino acid transmembrane transporter activity; glutamate:sodium symporter activity. Gene Ontology annotation, cellular component: plasma membrane. The record is from RefSeq and is a predicted model, not a curated record. Gene Ontology annotation, biological process: L-glutamate transmembrane transport.